Molecule: messenger RNA, 3449 nt
Organism: Terrapene triunguis (Three-toed box turtle)
Lineage: Eukaryota; Metazoa; Chordata; Testudines; Emydidae
Product: complement receptor type 2
Exons: 22
Coding region: 117-3449 (1110 amino acids)
Biological process (GO): negative regulation of complement activation, classical pathway
Source: RefSeq, a predicted model, not a curated record
GAUUACGUGGGCGGACUUUCAUCCAAUGUGAGGUGAGGGGAGAUCAAGUUGAAUGGAGUCAACUUCCAACCUGUCAAGCGAUUACUUGUUCUCCUCCUCCUAAUAUUACCAAUGGGAUGCACAAUGGCAGUAAUGUGGAAAUCUUUGACUGUAACUCAUCGGUAACUUACAAAUGUGACCAUAAUUUCUCACUUACUGGAGAGGCCUCCAUUCACUGUACAACUAAAGAUAACAUCAAUGGAGUCUGGAAUGGGCCUGCCCCUGAAUGCAAAGGCAUUUGUGAUUCUCCUCCAAGGUUGAGUUUUGCUGAGUUGCCUGGGGUAGUGAACAAUUCCUAUCCUGUUGGGACCGAACUGAAAUACUCCUGUCACCCAGGAUACGUUUUGGACUCUGGAAAGUCUCCUGUAGUUACAUGUCUUGCAAAUUCAACAUGGUCAGUAGAUCCUGAGUUUUGUGUAGGAAGACCAUGUAAACAACUAGAACUAGAAAAUGGCAGGGUUCAUUUAACCGAUCUCCGGUUUGGUGCAACAGCAAACUUUUCCUGUAAUGAAGGGUACAGAUUAAAUGGAACGACUUCUGCCCAAUGUGUGGUUGUGGGAAAUGGAGUUGAUUGGGAUAAGGAGCUUCCACUUUGCCAAGCAAUACCUUGUCGUCCACCUCCUGAUAUCACCCAUGGAUCCCAUACUGGUCAGAGUGAACAACAGUUUCUCUAUGGCUCAGCAGUAACUUACAAAUGUGACCAGGGCUUCUCUCUUAUUGGAGAGGCCUCCAUUCAUUGUACAACGAAAGAUAAUGUCAAUGGAGAGUGGAGUGGGCCUGCCCCUGAAUGCAAAGUGGUCAGGUGUCCAGAGCCUGAAGUCAAAAAUGGGAAAAAGCAAUCUGGGUUUGGACCUGACUAUUCAUAUGGAAAUACCGUAAUAUUUGAAUGCGAUUCUGGCUACACUCUGAAUGGUAGCAGUUCAACUCAGUGCCAAGAUGAUGGUAGAUGGGAUCCUCCUGUCCCUGUCUGUGAAAGAAGUAAGUUGCUGCAGUGUCCCUCUCCUCCAGCCAUCGCCAACGGGAAGCCCAGCGUCCAGGCCUCGGCACUGUUCACCACUGGAACGUCUGUAAAUUACAGCUGUGAGCCCAGCUACUCCCUAACUGGGCAGGCAUCUAUUUAUUGUACGGCAUCCGGAACAUGGAGCCCUCCCCCUCCUCGGUGUGAGGAGGUUCUCUGCAUCACCCCAGAAAUCGAGAAUGGAAGAAAAGUAGCUGGACGUGGACCUGUCUAUAGACCCAGGGACACGGUUAGGUUUGAAUGUGAUCCUGGCUAUACCCUGAAUGGCAGCAAUCAGAUUCAGUGCCGAGAUGAAGGAACCUGGGAUCCUCCUCUUCCAGCCUGCAUACAGGUGACGUGCAUAAGCCCACAAGUGGAGAAUGGAAGAACAAAUGGGAUACAGCCUGCCUACAGACCCAGAGACAUCGUUGUGUUUGAAUGUGACCCUGGUUACACCUUGAGCGGCAGCCCAGAGACUCAGUGCCAGGAUGAUGGUAGAUGGGAUCCUUCUGUCCCUGUCUGCGAAAGAAUGCUGCAGUGUCCCUCUCCUCCAGCCAUCGCCAACGGGAAGCCCAGUGGCCAGGACUUGGCAGUGUUCACGAGUGGAAUGUCCUUAAAUUACAGCUGUGAGCCCGGCUACUCCCUAACUGGGCAGGCAUCUAUUUAUUGUACGGCAUCCGGAACGUGGAGCCCUCCCCCUCCUCAGUGUGAAGUUUCAGAGGUUCUCUGCAUCGCCCCAGAAAUCCAGAAUGGAAGAAAAGUUGCUGGACAUGGACCUGUCUAUCGACCCAGGGAUACAGUUGCGUUUGAAUGUGAUCCUGGCUACACCCUGAAUGGCAGCCUUCAGAUUCAGUGCCGAGAUGAAGGAACCUGGGAUCCUCCUGUUCCAACCUGCGCACAGGAGGUUCUCUGCAUCGCCCCAGAAAUCCAACAUGGAAGAAAAGUAGCUGGACAUGGACCUGUCUACAGACCCAGGGAUACGGUUAGGUUUGAAUGUGAUCCUGGCUACACCCUGAAUGGCAGCCGUCAGAUUCAGUGCCAAGAUGAUAGAACCUGGGAUCCUCCUGUUCCAGUCUGCAUACAGGUGACGUGCAUAAGCCCAGAAGUGGAGAAUGGCAGAACAAAUGGGGUACUACAGCCUGCCUACAGACCCAGAGACAUCGUUGUGUUUGAAUGUGACCCUGGUUACACCUUAAGCGGCAGCCCCGAGACUCAGUGCCAAAAUGAUGGUAGAUGGGAUCCUCCUGUCCCUGUCUGUGAAAGAAUGCUGCAGUGUCCCUCUCCUCCAGCCAUCGCCAAUGGGAAGCCCAGUGGCCAGGACUUGGCAGUGUUCACCAGUGGAAUGUCUGUAAAUUACAGCUGUGAGCCCGGCUACUCCCUAACUGGGCAGGCAUCUAUUUAUUGUACGGCAUCCGGAACGUGGAGCCCUCCCCCUCCUCGAUGUGAAGAGGUUGUCUGCAUCACUCCAGAAAUCCAGCAUGGAAGAAAAGUAGCUGGACGUGGUCCUGUCUAUAGACCCAGGGACACGGUUAGGUUUGAAUGUGAUCCUGGCUACGCUCUGAAUGGCAGCCGUCAGAUUCAGUGCCGAGAUGACAGAACCUGGGAUCCUCCUGUUCCAGUCUGCAUACAGGCGUUGCCAUGUCCCCCACCUACGGUCAUUGUCAAAGGGAAGCACAAUGCCAAGCCAUUGGCAACUUUCCCCAGUGGAACAUAUGUGAAUUACAGCUGUGAACCCGGCUAUGCCCUCCGUGGAGAGGCUUCGAUCUAUUGUACCACAUCUGGAACUUGGAGCCACCCUUCUCCUCUAUGUGAAGAUGGCUGUGGUGUCCCAACGAGGUUUACCUUUGCUGAGCUGAAGAGCGAGUAUAAAAAUCAGUCUUCCUUUCCUGUUGGGAAGACUAUAAACUAUACUUGCCGGCCUGGAUACAGCAGACAGCCGCAGAUACCACCCACUAUUACAUGCCUUCAGAAUCGAAGGUGGUCAGAAGCACUCAAGUUCUGUAAAAAGAAAUCGUGUGGUCAUCCAGGAGAGCCGGAGAACGGCAGAGUUAUUAUAACAGAUGUCCUCUUUGAGUCAACCGUCAACUUCACUUGUGAAGAAGGACACCGGUUGAUUGGACAGCCUUACAGACGAUGUGAGAUUUCUGGCAUGCAUGUUGCAUGGAGUGGUGAAGUUCCCAUUUGUGAGAAGGUUAGAUGCCCAGCCCCACAAAUCCAGAAUGGAAGAAGAGUAUCUGGUGACAGACAUGUCUAUUGGUAUAAAGACAGUGUUACCUUUGAGUGCGAUCCCGGCUACACCAUGAAGGGUCACAGUCUGAGUCAGUGCCAAACUGAUGACACGUGGGAUCCACCUUUGCCCAUCUGUGAGCCAGGCAAGUGUCAAAACUCUGAUUUGUUCGUAUUAUUCAUCUAG